This is a messenger RNA of Tetrahymena thermophila SB210, 588 nucleotides long. RefSeq names its product cytidine and deoxycytidylate deaminase zinc-binding region protein. Gene Ontology annotation, molecular function: tRNA-specific adenosine-34 deaminase activity. Gene Ontology annotation, biological process: tRNA wobble adenosine to inosine editing. The record is from RefSeq and is a predicted model, not a curated record. NCBI's taxonomy places the organism in Eukaryota, Ciliophora, Oligohymenophorea, Hymenostomatida, Tetrahymenidae. The transcript is spliced from 6 exons.
AUGCAGACAAACCAAAUGAAAAAAUACUCCUUAAAUGAGGAUGUUAUUAAUUACUAUAUGAAACUAGCAAUAGAAUAAAGCAAGAUAGCAACUGAUAAACUAGAAGUAGCUGUUGGUUGCGUUAUGGUUAAAUUUACAAAUAAUAAUUAAGAUCAUGAAAUAGUAGCAUAAUCUCACAACAAAACUAAUCAGUAUGGAAAUGCAACUCUACAUUGUGAAAUUAAUUGCAUAAAUGAGAUAUUAGAUAAAUAUGGUUAAAAUUAUGAUGAGUAAUAAAUAUUUAAGCAAAUAACGCUUUUUGUAACAUGUGAACCAUGUAUCAUGUGUGCUUAUUCUUUAUCUUUGAUGGGUAUAAAAGAGGUUUAUUUUGGAUGCUAUAAUGAAAAAUUUGGAGGAAACGGAACAAUAUUAGAUUUGAAUACGGCCAAUUAUGGAGCCAAUACAUAUCCAUCAUAUGGAGGAUUUUUAGAGGAAGAAUGUAAGUAAGUUUUAAAAUAAUUCUAUGAGAAAGGAAACCUAAACUUAGACGAAGAUAAAAGACAUAGAAGAAAAAAAAAAGAAGAUAAAGAUGAAUCAGUUUCAAGCUGA